This is a messenger RNA of Hansenula anomala, 675 nucleotides long. RefSeq lists its product as uncharacterized. The coding region runs from base 1 to 675 and encodes 224 amino acids. The transcript has a single exon. The record is from RefSeq and is a predicted model, not a curated record. NCBI's taxonomy places the organism in Eukaryota, Fungi, Ascomycota, Saccharomycetes, Phaffomycetales, Wickerhamomycetaceae.
AUGUCAAGACAAGUGAAUCCAAACCAUUCAGCUGAGGAAUUUGAAUCUUUCAACUCAAAUUAUUCAAAAUAUGACGUAUCAAAAAAAUCAAACUUCCAAAACAUUUACUCUGAAGAGAUUGCCAUAGAAUCCAAUACUGCUAAUAUUUUUCAGUCCAUCAAUAGAAUAAAUCAACUUAUUAAUCACAGCGAGAGCUUAAGUACCGAGAUCAAUGAAAAAUUCGCAGAAUUACAACUUGUGAAUCAAGAUGUUGAGGAGAACUUGAAAAAUAUAAGCAUACCAAAGACUAUUCCUACGACAAUACAUUAUGACUCAAAACCAAAAAACCAAUAUUUACCAACUCCUACAGAUGAUUACGAUUUGGGAAAACCUAGCAUAGGAACAACAGAUCCAUAUGACAUACCGUCUUCUCCAGAUCUAAGUUUCAAUGGAGGUGGCUCAGAUAUAGAUGAAGUUGAAAUUGAGAUUAAUGAUAAAAUCUCCAGAAUGGUUGAAAAAGAUUACAAUAGCGAAAACAUUUUAAAGCUCAAGAACAUUGUGAAUUCAACAUUUGAUGUGCUGACAUACGGGAAAGAUGAUAAUGAAAGAUUAUUAAUGAACACUAGUGAUGACAUUAAAAAUAAGAGUGAGCUAUUGAUUGAUAAGUUGCACGGCUUGGUUGAAUCAUUCACAUAA